This is a messenger RNA of Lycium barbarum (goji berry), 2100 nucleotides long. RefSeq lists its product as uncharacterized. NCBI's taxonomy places the organism in Eukaryota, Viridiplantae, Streptophyta, Magnoliopsida, Solanales, Solanaceae. The record is from RefSeq and is a predicted model, not a curated record. The coding region runs from base 1 to 2100 and encodes 699 amino acids. The transcript has 3 exons.
AUGGCUGGCGGAGGAAGUACGUACAAUGAACUGAGGGAUAGAGAGGCUGCUUUAGAGGCGCUGGUGGGAAUGGCUGAAAACGCUGAUGAUGUGACGUCUAUAAUCAGUCGCAUUCAUGGCUUGAACACGGAACUCGCUCAGUUUCGUGAGAUUAUGACAAUAAGAACAACGGGAUAUGAUGAACUUCGUGAAGAAGCCUUGGUUCAGAUCGAGGAUCUGAAAAAGGCAAACGAAACUCUGAACUUGGAAAUGGUAGUGCUGCGGAGGGCAAUGGCUGGUUCUAACGUAGGCCAUGAGGCAAAACGUUCCAAGGCGAAGAUCCCUGAACCUAAAGCCUUUACUGGUUCAAGAUCUGCAAAGGAAUUGGAAAAUUUUCUAUGGGAUAUGGAGCAGUACUUCACAACUGCCCGUAUUUCUGAGAACGACAAGUUAAGUAUCACCACUAUGUACUUGACUGGUGAUGCGAAAUUGAGGUGCAAGACCAGGGAUGCAGAUGAUAUGAGUGCUGGCAGGCCAAGGAUCGAUACUUGGGCCAAAUUGAAGAAGGAAAUGUGUGACCAGUUCCUUCCUAGCAAUGCAUCUUGGAUUGCUAGGGAUCACUUGAAAAGAUUGAGGCAAACAGGUUCUGUUCGUGACUAUAUCAAGGAAUUUACUUCUUUGAUGUUAGACAUCCAAAAUAUGUCGGAUGAGGAUAAGUUUCACAACAUCAUUUCUGGGAUGCAAGCAUGGGCCCAAAACGAACUUAAGAGACAGAACGUGAAAGAUAUCCCAAGUGCAAUUGCAGCGGCAGAUUCGUUGGUAGAUUUUCGCUCAACACGUGUUCCAUCUAAAAUUCCCACUUCUUCUAAGUCCAAGAAAAAAACUGAAAAGAAGGGGGAGUGGAAGAAGGAAGGGCAAAAUGAAGGUGCUGACAAAGGAAAGGCUGUUGCGGACGUUGGAAAUUCAAAGAACAAGAAAAAUUCAGCGAGUGACAAAGGUUGCUGGACUUGUGGAGGGUCUCACUUGGCCAAGAAUUCUCCAAAUCGUGAAAGGGUGAAUGCUAUGCUUGCGGGGAAAGUAAAUGCAAACGAGGAAGGUGUUGUAGUUGUUUCUUUGACAAACCCACUUGGUUUACUCUUGAACAAUCAAAUUUCAUUAGUGAACACGGUGGGGGAGUCAUCUACAAAUCCUCAUUCUUCGUUGCAGCACAUUGAGAUGAAGGUUGACGAUAAAGUGUUAGUGGCGAUGGUGGAUACUGGAGCUACUCACACUUUUAUUGAUGUCAAACUUGGUGCAAAGUUCGGACUUAAAUUGACAAAGAGCCUGAAUUAUAUGAAAACUGUGAACCAGGUGGCCCAACUGAUUGAAGAUAUGGCGUAUGACGUGAGGGUACUUGCGGGACCUUGGGCUGGAAAACACAGUUUGAUGGUGAUUCCGUUGGUAGAUUUCGAUAUGAUACUUGGAAUCGAUUUCUUGAGAAAAAACUGCUUCGUUCCAAUGCCCCACUUGGACGGAGUUAUGGUGAUGCAAGAAAAGAUGGUAGGGUUUAUAAAGGUUGUUCAUCCAUAUGGCGAGGCAGAAAAAUUGAGUAAGUACAAGAGCCACAUUAUUUCUUCUAUUUCGAUUGAGAAAGGCUUAAAGAAAGGUAAAGAAAGUUUCCUUGGUGCUUUGGUUGAGAUAAAACGUUAUGUAAAGGUAGAGGUUCCUGAUUGCGUAGCACAGGUUUUAGGGGAAUUUAAAGAUGUUAUGCCACCUCAACUCCCUAAAACGUUGCCACCAAGGAAGGAUAUUGAUCAUAAGAUUGAGUUGCUGCCGGAUGCGGGUCUGAUUCAGCCCUCAAAGGCUCUGUAUGGUGCACCUAUUUUAUUCCAAAGGAAACAGGAUGGGUCAAUGAAAAUGUGUGUGGACUAUUGGGCGCUGAACAAGGUGACUGUGAAGAACAAGUAUCUUAUUCCAUUGGUGCAGGAUCUCAUGGACAGAUUGUGCAAGGCAAGCUGGUUCAUUAAGCUAGACCUCAGGUCUGGAUAUUGGCAAUCGGCUUCUUUUCCUUGUAGAAGGCUUACUAAUCUCGACAAACAUGGCAAGGAAUCUUUCAUACUUGACCGCCAAUAUUUACCGUAA